AUGAGUGAAGAAGCAACAAAGAAACGUAAGAUUCGGGGUGGACAAAGAACCUCAACUAAGAGAACAAUAAAUGCUUCAUCCACAAUUCUUGACGAUUUUGAUCCUUCAAAUAAACAACUUACCGAGAAGUUAUUACAACAAAAGAUUACAUUAAAGGAAAAACUAGACAUUCUGCAAAAUUUAGACAAUGAUAUACUAGCUAUUACUGAGGAGAAAGAUAUUGAAAAGGAGAUUGAAGAAAGUGAUCUUUUAAGAGAGAGAAUACAUGCUACAAUUGUCAGAAUCGAUUCUGUUGUGAGCCCUAUGAGCCUACCUCCAUCACCAAAUCCAGAAGGGACUCAAGAAGAAGGGAAUUAUCAUAAUUCUAGUACUAUAAGUCAUUCGUCGGCGAGGAUAAAGCUAUCAAAAUUGAGUUUACAGAAGUUUAAGGGAGAUAUUAAGGAGUGGACUCCAUUUUGGGACAGUUAUACUUCAGCUAUUCAUGACAAUCCUGACCUAAGUGAUAUUGAUAAAUUUAACUAUUUGAAGUCCCUACUUGAAUCAAAGGCAGCAGAAGCAAUUGCUGGGUUAAAGAUUACAUCAGCAAACUAUCAGGAAGCAGUUGACGUGUUAAACCAGAGAUUUGGCGACAAGCAACAGAUUAUUAAUUCGCAUAUGGACAGCCUUCUUCAACUACCAGCAGUAACAAGCCUUCAUGAUGUUCAAAGUAUUAGACAGCUUUACAAUAAGGUUGAAUCGCAUAUCAGAGGUCUCAAGUCUUUGGGAGUAGAGACUGCAACAUAUGGUAAUCUAAUGAUCUCAAUAUUGAUGCAAAGGCUGCCACCGGGUUUGCGUAUUAUUGUAACAAAGAAGAUGCAAGAGGAUGAAUGGUCUUUGGAUAAACUUAUGACAAUCUUUCGACAGGAAUUAGAGGCUAGAGAAAGAGCAAAUCUGCAGUGUUUACCUUCAUCAAAGUCCAGUUAUCAACGAAAUAAACCGGGAACAGCUGCUACUCUUUUCACGGGACUGCAUGACACUACCUGUUCUUAUUGUCAAGGAAAGCACUUAUCUGCAAACUGCAAGACAGUGACCAAUGUGGCUGCAAGGAGAGAUAUUUUGAAACGAAGUGGACGGUGUUUUGUAUGUUUAAGGAAAAACCAUAUUAGUAGGGAAUGCCAAUCGAACAUCAAAUGUUUUAAAUGUGGUAGACGACAUCAUGGAAGUCUGUGCAUGGGCAGUCAACCCCGACAACAUCACCCUAAUCCUAAUUCUGACCCACCAACCAACCAGCAAGAACCUCGGCAUCCACAUCAGCCCGCAACAGAGACUGAGAAAGGGGACGAAACCGGAAUUGGUGGCAAGAACUUACCAGCACAACCGAACAGAGAAAGAGAUCAACAGCAACAAGCUACUACAA
Paramuricea clavata is the source of this 1396-nucleotide messenger RNA. Lineage: Eukaryota; Metazoa; Cnidaria; Anthozoa; Malacalcyonacea; Plexauridae. The record is from the annotation of a GenBank genome assembly.